Messenger RNA from Fraxinus pennsylvanica, 462 nucleotides. The record is from the annotation of a GenBank genome assembly. Lineage: Eukaryota; Viridiplantae; Streptophyta; Magnoliopsida; Lamiales; Oleaceae.
AUGGGUUCUUCAUCAGGUUUUAAGCUGCUGAUUCUAUUAGCACUCUUUACAACCUCGUGCAUGGCACAAGCACCAGCAGGGGCACCAAAGGUCUCACCCACCGCCACCCCAACACCAGCCCCCGCGGUGGGGACACCAGCUCCAUCACCGGCUCCAUCGUCUCCUUCUCCAGCUCCGGCUCCGGCUUCAGUUCAAACUCCAAGUCCAUCACCUGCCCCCGGAACUGAAACCGGAACCCCAUCUCCUGCACCAGGAGUAAGUGCACCAUCUGCACCCACCCCUGGCCCUGGGGGUCCUGCACCAGGAGGCAGUGCACCAUCUGCACCCACCCCUGGGGUUCCCACAGAAGGCCCAAGUGCUGAUCAGACGCCAUCUGAUGGUUCAAAUGACGGGUGGGUCAACAGGGCGGCGAUUGGCGGCACUGCCUUCGCUGCAACACUUGUGUCGGUGGCGUUGAUGUAG